CGAAGCAGACUCCGGAGAGCAAGCAAGGCGGCGGCAGAGAUGGCGCGCGGCGUGGCAGCGGCUACCAAGGGCGGCGCUGGCGCCGGGAAGAAGAAGGGGUCGGUCACCUUCGUGAUCGACUGCACCAAGCCCGUCGACGACAAGAUCAUGGAGAUCGCGUCGCUCGAGAAGUUCCUGCAGGAGCGCAUCAAGGUCGCUGGAGGCAAGGCCGGCAACCUUGGAGACUCCGUCACCGUCGCCCGCGACAAGAGCAAGGUCACCGUCACCUCCGACGGGGCCUUCUCCAAGAGGUACUUGAAGUACUUGACCAAGAAGUACCUGAAGAAGCACAAUGUGCGUGACUGGCUUCGGGUGAUUUCUUCCAACAAGGACCGCAGCGUCUACGAGCUCCGGUACUUCAACAUUGCUGAGAAUGAGGGCGAGGAGGAGGAUUAGAUGCAAUGCCUUGUUUCUAUCUCUUGUGAAACUUUGAACUUGCUGGGGCACUUAUGUAGUAGAGUUUUGAUGUUCAAUUUUCCACCAAUGUUUUGAAUUGUGGUGACUCUGGGUGAUGCGAUAACCAAGUUGAGAAAUUAUCUGUUCUUGUUGCUGUGGUUUGUAGA
Lolium rigidum is the source of this 602-nucleotide messenger RNA. RefSeq names its product 60S ribosomal protein L22-2-like. The coding region runs from base 40 to 435 and encodes 131 amino acids. Gene Ontology annotation, cellular component: ribosome. Lineage: Eukaryota; Viridiplantae; Streptophyta; Magnoliopsida; Poales; Poaceae. The transcript is spliced from 2 exons. Gene Ontology annotation, biological process: cytoplasmic translation. Gene Ontology annotation, molecular function: structural constituent of ribosome; RNA binding. The record is from RefSeq and is a predicted model, not a curated record.